Molecule: messenger RNA, 1068 nt
Organism: Hevea brasiliensis (rubber tree)
Lineage: Eukaryota; Viridiplantae; Streptophyta; Magnoliopsida; Malpighiales; Euphorbiaceae
Product: serine decarboxylase 1-like
Exons: 4
Biological process (GO): carboxylic acid metabolic process
Molecular function (GO): carboxy-lyase activity; pyridoxal phosphate binding
Source: RefSeq, a predicted model, not a curated record
AACAAUCUUGGUGAUCCAUUUAUUGACAGUAACUAUGGUGUCCAUUCAAGACAGUUUGAAGUGGGUGUCUUAGAUUGGUUUGCCCGUCUAUGGGAGAUAGAGAAAAAUGAAUACUGGGGUUACAUAACAAACUGCGGUACAGAAGGAAAUCUUCAUGGGAUUUUAGUAGGGAGGGAAGUGUUUCCUGAGGGAAUUCUGUAUGCAUCACGAGAGUCACAUUAUUCUGUCUUUAAAGCAGCUCGCAUGUAUAGAAUGGAAUGUGUGAAGAUUGACUGUUUGAUCUCUGGUGAAAUUGAUUGUGCUGAUUUUAAAGUUAAACUACUGGCUAACGAGGACAAACCAGCCAUCAUCAAUGUUAAUAUAGGAACAACUGUCAAGGGAGCCGUCGAUGACCUUGAUCUUGUCAUACAAACACUUGAAGAAAGUGGAUUUACACAUGACCGGUUUUACAUCCACUGUGAUGGAGCUUUAUUUGGAUUUAUGAUGCCUUUUGUUAAACGUGCACCAAAGGUCACUUUCAAAAAGCCCAUUGGAAGUGUGAGUGUUCCUGGUCACAAGUUUGUUGGCUGUCCAAUGCCAUGUGGUGUGCAGAUAACAAGGAUGGAACACAUUAAUGCUCUCUCAAGGAAUGUUGAGUACCUCGCUUCAAGGGUUGCCACAAUCAUGGGAAGCCGCAAUGGCCACGCUCCUAUCUUCCUUUGGUACACCCUCAACAGAAAAGGCUACAGGGGAUUCCAGAAAGAAGUGCAAAAGUGUCUCGGAAACGCUCAUUACUUGAAGGACUGCCUACGUAAUGCUGGGAUCAGUGCUAUGUUGAAUGAAUUCAUCAAUACAGUUGUAUUUGAGCGUCCUCAAGAUGAGCAGUUUGUGCGCAGGUGGCAACUAGCUUGUCAAGGGAAUGUUGCACAUGUGGUGGUGAUGCCCAAUGUCGCCAUUGAGAAGCUGGAUGAUUUCUUGAAUGAAUUUAUUGAGAAGCGCUCAACUUGGUAUUUGGAUGGACGAGUUCAACCUCCGUGUAUUGCAGCAGAUGUGGGGAAUGAGAAUUGUGCUUGUACUUUGCAUAAGUGA